Messenger RNA from Acaromyces ingoldii, 1103 nucleotides. Its product is annotated as alpha/beta-hydrolase. The record is from RefSeq and is a predicted model, not a curated record. The transcript is spliced from 2 exons. Gene Ontology annotation, molecular function: hydrolase activity. Bases 90 to 1103 code for a protein of 337 amino acids. NCBI's taxonomy places the organism in Eukaryota, Fungi, Basidiomycota, Exobasidiomycetes, Exobasidiales, Cryptobasidiaceae.
CAAAGAACACUCGACAUCGACAACGCAGAUCCCAGACAAAGCAGACAGCUUUUUAGAUCCCCUAGCGUUUCCGGCCAAGACAGAGAAUCAUGAACAACUCCAGGUUCCUGCGACGGCUGGUGGUACCAGAGUUGAAGGAUGCCGUCCAGAACUUUCCAAAAUUUGACACCCAGACUCAUCCAGCCCAAGGAAUCCGACUCUUCAAGGCUCCACCCAACGAUGUCUUGUUCGGAGGCUUGGACGUGACAGAAGUGAAUCUUCCUAGGGCCGACGGAGAAGGCAGCCUCUCGCUGAUGGUCGUAAAGGAGAGUGUCUCCGGACUCGAGCCUCGAAAUAUUGUCCUGGUGGUCCAUGGUGGCGGUCUGCUUACCGGUCAUCCCAGAGACGACGGCGCCAUCAUUCGGGCAUUUGCAAGGGCAGGUUACAGUGUCGUGUCACCGGACUACCGUUUGUCGCCCGAGAACCCGCCACCGGCUCCAAUCUUAGACGUACUCGCAGCCUGGAACUAUAUCGAGAAGCUCCUAUGCCCGGAAACGCGGGACCUGCAGCGAUUGACAAAGAGUAUCGCCAUCUACGGCACUUCUUCCGGCGCUGGCCUAGUCGCUUCUGCCGUGCUGAGCCGGGCUGCCGAGACAGGCAAAGAAAGGAUGCCUUGCCGGGUGGUGGUACUUGAUGCACCAGACAUCGGGGGCACGUAUCAUCCGAUUCAAGGUGUCUCCGACCCAGAGUUCCUUUGGACAGCAAGAAACAUCGCCCAGUCUCACUCUUGGUCUCUCGACCAGCCUAGUCUCUCAUCACUAUCACCAAAGGACUAUUUACUUCCAAGACACGUCAACGAGGUGCCUCAGGCGUGGCUGAACGACCAUUCGGAAGAUAUUCCUCUGCAUGUCAUUGGUCUGCAUGGAGGCGAUUCCCUGGCACUUCAAGGUCUGGAAUACACCGCCAAGUUAUUAGAAGCAGGCGUCCCCGUAGAGUCGAGGCUGUUUGCUGGAGCGCCUCACGUUCCUCAGACUUUUUUUCCCGGCUCAAAGAUCGCCGAGGAGGUCGUGCAGUUUUACGUGAACAGCAUACAUUGCGCAUUCAAUGACGUGCUUCCUUCCUAG